AUGGAUAAAAUCGCAAUAUAUACAAACAGCUCCAUUAUCUCUUACAUUGGGGCUACAGUAAAUAACGUCACAGUGUCCAUAUACGACCCUGAACCUUCUGACAGAUCGGCGGAACUGGCGAUUUUAAGGACACUUCACUGGAUCUUCAGCUCCAUUAUUGGCGUCAUUGUCGUCGUUCUAGGAAUCACCGGGAAUACUCUCUCGUUGAUCGUCUGGAGGAAGAGAUCACUACAGUCCUCCACGGGACAUUAUUUGACCUUUCUGUCUUUUGUGGACUUGAUCGUUCUCGUGCUCUACUUCCUGAUCGAAAGCCUUCCUCAGAUUGAGCCUCUUCUUCGGUUCUCGCCUAACUAUGGCGCAUUCUACUCCUAUGUCGGUUACCCUUGUUUUCACUUUGCCGCCAUGGUCAGUCUCUGGUGUAUGGUUGGAGCCACUUUUGAUCGGUAUAUCCAUGUGUGCUGUCCUUCAAAAGCCAAGCUUUGGUGCAAGAAAAGGAAAGUCUACUUAAUUCUUUGCCUGGUAUCUGGAAUUUGCUUCUUUUUCACCAUUCCUCAUUUCCUGACGUACGUUCCUAACAAGGAGUCGAUUUAUUCCUUUGUCUUUACGGAAUUUGGACAAAGUGAUACGAGGAACAAAUACAUCUUUUGGGUAUUCUGCUUCUUCCUCAUGAACUUAGCUUGGUAUCCGCCAGUGUUCAUGAACUUGCGAAUGAUUCGACACUUGAAGACGACCAAGAUUCCGAAAUCCCAGGCCAAGCUAACACGCAUGCUUCUGUACGUGUCCUUUGCCUCUCUCCUGUUGCUGACGCUAGGGUGUUUCCCCCAGUGUUUCUUGAUGUUUUUCAAGAUGGAUGACAUUGCCAUCUUUCAGGAGGCGUGGUCCUUGACAUUACUUGUAGUUGUGAUCCGCUCCUCUGUUAACACUGUCUUCUACACACUGUUUUAUGAUCGAUUCUGCAGGGAACUUAAACGAGUGUUUGGAUGUCUGAACGAUGACGUAUCUGAAGGUGAUGUUCCGUCACAUGAAGAAUCCACCCCGUGA
Messenger RNA from Saccostrea cuccullata (small rock oyster), 1041 nucleotides. Its product is annotated as FMRFamide peptide receptor frpr-18-like. NCBI's taxonomy places the organism in Eukaryota, Metazoa, Mollusca, Bivalvia, Ostreida, Ostreidae. The transcript has 3 exons. Gene Ontology annotation, cellular component: membrane. Gene Ontology annotation, molecular function: G protein-coupled receptor activity. Bases 1 to 1041 code for a protein of 346 amino acids. Gene Ontology annotation, biological process: G protein-coupled receptor signaling pathway. The record is from RefSeq and is a predicted model, not a curated record.